Messenger RNA from Pollicipes pollicipes, 601 nucleotides. Its product is annotated as protein snakeskin-like. The coding region runs from base 152 to 601 and encodes 149 amino acids. The transcript is spliced from 4 exons. Lineage: Eukaryota; Metazoa; Arthropoda; Thecostraca; Pollicipedomorpha; Pollicipedidae. Gene Ontology annotation, biological process: septate junction assembly. Gene Ontology annotation, cellular component: plasma membrane. The record is from RefSeq and is a predicted model, not a curated record.
CCUUGGGGUGAGCCUGUGUGGUAUGCCACCACGGUGGCAUUGGUGCGGCUGCUACGCGUGGACGACACCAUUUCACGAAGGACACAGUGCGAGCAGUGCACCGAGUUAGACGCAGUCCGUCGCCGGCCGUCCGCCCUCUUCGCACCACACCAUGGGCCUGCGCAGCCUCUUCACGCCGGCGUUCCCCCUCAAGCUGAUCGAGAUCGCAAUCUGCCUCACCUGUCUGGGUAUGAUUCGCCACUACAACCUGGGCUUCGGAGGCACCGUCCACACCACCCUCGACCGCAGAUUGGUCGGCGUCAUCGCCUUCGGCGGCAUGAUCCUGGUGACGGCGCCAAUGCUGAUUGGCCUCAUCGCCGGCGAGGUCGCCAUCGAGAAGUCCUACCAGGAGGUCAUCUACAACGUCGUCGGCUUCAUCGUGAUGAUCGUGGCUGGCAUCAUGGCUCUGGAGGCGCACAACCUGCUGCGUUUCUUGGGAUUCGAGACGCGAACCGGGAAGGAAGCACGCGAAGCAGGACUGGCAAUGGGCGCGCUGGGAAUCGUCAACUCCAUCGUCUACCUCAUCGACGCCUUCGUGGCCUACCGUGUCAAGCGCACCUAG